Molecule: messenger RNA, 1097 nt
Organism: Solanum stenotomum
Lineage: Eukaryota; Viridiplantae; Streptophyta; Magnoliopsida; Solanales; Solanaceae
Product: tetraspanin-11-like
Exons: 2
Coding region: 318-1091 (257 amino acids)
Biological process (GO): auxin-activated signaling pathway
Cellular component (GO): plasma membrane; plasmodesma
Source: RefSeq, a predicted model, not a curated record
UAUUAAUUUAGAAAAAUAUAUUUCAACCCGCCUUGCACCCGUAUAACCUAAAACCAGCCCGCCCCGCUCCACGUAACUUUGUUUUGUUUAAAUCCGCAUAGAUUCGCAAUUUGCCCCACCUUGCAUUAAUUUAGAAAAAUAUAUUUCAACCCGCCUCGCAUAUGCAUAACCUAAAACCCGCUCCGCAUAGCUUAAAAUUCGCCCCGCCCCACCUCGUUGCCAUCCUUAUGUGCAGUGCAGGAGACGUGUAGGGUUCUGAUUCAGGGUGAUCAGUUAUUUUUUUCAACUUCUGGUAUCCGUUCACCGGAGAAAAGAAAAUGGCACGAGUAAGCCCCAAUUGCAUAUUCGGAUGUGCGGGUCUAGUGGUUUCUCUGGCAUUCAUAGGGUUCUCAGUUUGGUUACAUUUCAGCGACAUCCCUACUCUCUGUGUCAAAGUGUUGGAGAAGCCUUCGUUGAUACUGGGAUUGAUUGUACUGAUUUCUUUGGGUUUUGGAUUGAUUGUGGCCUUCUAUCCAGUCAAAUUUAUCUUCUGGAUAUCUAAGAUCUCGUAUUGUUUGAUCCUUUUGGGACUCCUCUAUUUUGCGGUGUUCUCAAUUUUGGUCACCAAUAGAAAUGUGAGCAGGGCUUUAUUUGGGAGAGAUGGAAAUUACUCGGAUUACUUGUUGGAGAAGUAUGUGAUGAAUGCAGAGCAGAUUAAGAGUUGUUGGGUUGAUUUCCAAGUUUGUCCGAAUAUACCUACGGGCAAAGGGGCUGAAUUUUACAAAUAUAGCCUCUCUCCUGCUCAGUUGAGUUGUUGCAUUUUACCUGCUCAGUGCACCUUGGUGCUUCAAAAUGAUACUUACUGGAUCAUGCCCAAAGCAGGGCCAGCAGUAGCAAAUAAUGACGGCAAGAACUGGAGUGCCGUAGAGAGCGAGCUUUGCUUCAACUGUCAAUCAUGCAAGACAGCAUCCUAUAAUAUCAUCAAGAAACAUUGGAAGAUCACAUCAUUCAUCACUCUUUUCAUAGUCUUUGUUUGUUGUGUUGACUUCUGUGCUCUCAAAAUCAAGAACAGGUCAAAGGGACCCCAAAGGAACAAAGUAUACCCUGUUUGAGCCCUA